Molecule: messenger RNA, 4537 nt
Organism: [Torrubiella] hemipterigena
Lineage: Eukaryota; Fungi; Ascomycota; Sordariomycetes; Hypocreales; Clavicipitaceae
Source: the annotation of a GenBank genome assembly
UGGCGACAGACCCCAACUUGUUCGCUCUUCAUCAACGGUUUUUCAUUUAUUUGCCGCCACUUUUCAUUUGCAUCGCUGCAGCAGCGGUGUUCUCCCUUUACCCGCUCUGAGCUACAAGACGCACUGCAGAGACAAACAUCUGCUGCAGCGUCUUGCAUGCGCCCUUCAAACGCCACCAGCCUAGACCGCAGUCCCCCAGCAACACCAACGAUCUUCUCCAGCCAGCCUGGCCGCCGCUCACCACCAGUUUCUUUUGUCUACAGUCUGUACCGCGGCGAACCUGCAUCAAUUGCUGUCUGACCAGAGUAACAUUCUCUUGCGCUGUGGCACAACGCAGAGGAGGACCUCCUCAACAAGUCACGACAACGCUGUCUCAAAGGCACGACGCACAACCUGCACUCCGCUGCGCUGCAUGCUUCCGCUUCCGCGCCCCCACCACCCAGUAGCGCCGCCCUCCACUACUCUACGCUAAAAAACGUCAAAGCCGCUUGCUGAGGGGUGCUGAAAAGUUAUUCGGUGGACGCGCUGCGCAAGACGCUAAAGUGGACGUACGGUACCUCGCCCAUAGCCGGCAGAUGUAGCCGCACCACCACUACACACCUCUGCCACAUCGCUCCUCCGCCGCAUUCUCCGCCUGGCCCCGUCACGUCAGCCAUCGCUUGCUCCGGGAGGCUUGCAAUUAUCACAUCGCUUCGCGACGUUCUCUCCCCUUGUCCGCUUGUUUCCUCCUCCUCUUUCUGCUGCGCUUGACCCCUCUUUUCGUCCUCUUUUCUACCUGUCCCUCCCGAGAUUCUUCGGCCAUCUCUGCACUUCAUCGGCGCCAAACGCGAUUAGCAGAGCAUGAGCUCCAACAUUAUUCUAUGCGAGACGGGCUAUUACCGCUCCGCCUGCGUUGAAUGCCAGCGUAGAAAGCAAAAGUGUAAUCGAGAAUGGCCAUGUGACAGUUGCCGUCGCCGCAAGAUCCCAGAUGGGUGCCGGUAUAAUGACAUGAGCAUGACGGGUGACGGCACCGGCCAAGAUUUUCCUGAUGACAAGCCAGUCAUCCCGAAAGAAAAGCGACCGUCCCGUGCUGCAGGCGAUGGAAAGGAUGGCAACUAUGUGUUUGAGACCAUGGCUGAACGGGCGUAUGCCACUAUCGGCAUCGACGAAAAGUUAAAUAGUGACAAAGAUACAGCACGAGAAGAUAUAGUUAAACUAGAUUCUUCUCCCCAGCUUCAGAAAAUAUUGGACAUGCUGCCAGACCGGCGGACUGUCGACUCAAUUAUACACGUCUUUCUUACUGACGUCAAUUACCACUACUACAUUAUCCACCCAACCCAUUUUCUCAAGAGCUAUAAUCUCUGGUGGGAUAUGAGAGCGGCACAACGGCCGUUGUCUCUCCAGUAUACGCUCCUCCUAACCAUGCUUGUCGCUGGCACUCUGCAACACGUACCAGAACAUCUACAAGAAUCUGUUGGAACAGAGGUUGGCGAGAGCACAGAGACAUACUCGGAUAAGCUGCAUGAUGCCACGCGUGAGCUGGCUAGUGUUCUGCCUGCCAACCACUACCACAUCCUCAACGUACAGCGACUGCUGCACUCUUGUUACUGGUACAAAGCCGAAGCAAAGUUUGUUGAGGCAUGGCAUGUUCUCAGCCAAGCAAUUCUGGAGGCUCGAGAGCUCGGUAUUCACAUGGAGGCUCCUGAAGGAUCCAUUUCAGAUUAUGACAGAGAAAUCAAUCGCCGGCUCUGGUGUAUCUUGGACACUUGGGACUGGCAAAUAUCUUCUGGUCUUGCUCGCCCCAAGCUUAUUGAUCGACAGCAAUGUACCGCAGAGCUUCCUGACUUGACUUUGGAAGGCUAUGACCCUCCUCCUCUCUUGCAUAUGAAGCUGCAGUCAAGCCUUGUCCGAAAGCUUGCUGCUCGCUUCAAUGCCCCGAAAAACAUUAUUAGCCCAGAGGAUAUCCAAGAAUACAAGAAUAUGAUUGUCGACUGGGUAGCCCAGUUUCCCCCAGAGUACGACUUCUACAAGCCCGACGACUCGAGAGAUAUGGUGCACCCAUGGAUCGUUCCUCAUCGCUUCUACCUGUAUACCAUGGCUUGUAUUCUCAUCACCAACCCGAUAAGAGCCUACAUGGUCAAAGCCUAUACGUGGGAAUCUCCCCAAGAAGAUGUGGAAAUUCGGAAUGUCGGCGUAUAUUAUUCGCUGGUGCUGAUUGCAUCGUUGCGUAGAUGGGUAGACAUUAUUUCGAGCCGCGACGGCCGUUUACACUUCAUCAUCUUCUCCAUCUUUGAUACAGCGGCUAUGCUUUGCACUGCCAUGAUCAAGGAUGACGUCAAGACUUUGCCUCGCCGAGAGGAAAUCAUCACAGCUAUUGCCGACUCGAAUGUUAUGCUUACCAAGUUGAUGAGCGUCUCAAAAACGGCCAAGGUUUCUCGUGAUAUUUUGAAUCGUCUAAGUCGUAAGCUGCCUCAGGUAACCACUCACAGCCUCGCCCCAACCGAUGAUCGUCGCAAGAGAAAUAAGUUGGCAGCAACCUCACCAUCGGCACGCACUAAACGCAGUCCAAAUGCCUCUGUUUCGCCACAGCCAUUGACACCAUCCUCAGUUAAUAAACCCCCUGCAGUCCCACUGCAAACUUCAACAGCAAACAGUUCACGGCAGCCAACCCAACCUCUGAGUUCUGGAAGUACACCCCAGACAUACCUGGGCGGACCGCAGAACGGAAGAAUUUAUCCUGGCCCACCCCAGCAGCAACCUAUGAAUAGCUACGCCCCGUUGAACGCGGGAUUGCAAUCUGCUUCUCAAGGACCUCCAGUGAAUAUGCAACCCAUCUCUGGACCGCCCCAGUCAGCAGUACCAGCAAUGCAUAUGCACCUGCAAGUGCCAGGGCCAAAUCUCGGGCAGACACUUGUGCCUGAAGCGUUUAGCAGCGCAAUUGAAGGAGGUGUUCCUGCUGUUGCUACGAAUUGGUCUUCCACCACUGGUCCUCUCACUGUUGGAAGCACAGUUGGUGCACCGAUACACGGAAACGGCAUACCCAUGGUCGCAGUUGGCAACGGGUUUGUUCCGAUGAAUGGUGGACACAUCCCUGCGCAUCCCCAAGCACCCGGAAUCAUGGCACCACAUGGAGUGUACGCUUUCCCGACGCCUACAGAAGAUCCUGUUCCAGAUAUUGAUUUGUCAAACUUGACUGACUUGGAAGUGGGAGGUCUAGCGCCGCUUUGGAGCUGGCACUCGUCCAACUUGGACGGUAUUUACCUCGGGAAUGACGACACGCCUCCUGUCCAUCAUGGUACUUGAGCGAAGGAACUGUAGCAGUAGGUGCGUUGAUGUGGACGCAAGAUGUAAUGAUUUACUAUGAUAUAUGAGGUAUGGAACGGCGCAAUGCUUUCUUGGAUCAAACGGCCGUCUCAUGUGAUGAUAAAACAAAAGUUUAAUAAUACCAUUUACUUUUAUCCUGCUUGACGAUAUUAUAUGUGAAUAGUACCUUGUUCAAAGAACUGUUCGGCUCGCCGUCAUGUAUUCCUUGCCGUCCUUGACUACUCUAAAGCGCUCAGCCGUGGUAGUCUCUCGUGAAUAUUCGACAGCCAUCGACAGUGGCAGACGCAUUAGGCGUUUGAAAUCCACGUCAAUAGCAAAGGGGCCCGGUGGACUGGUUCCAAACUUUUGUACAAAACUGGCGAGCACAUGAUUCCCAUGUGCAAUCUUGCUUGGAAAGCCAAAUAGCUUGGCCAUGCCACUAGACAUGUGGAUAGGGUUAUAGUCUUUGCAUACGGCCGCCCAGUCAAAUGGCGCAUUGAAUUUCAGCUCAACCAUGUAUUUCUCGAUAUUCUUCCACCCAGACGCCACAUUCUCUGCUGCCUUUACCUCUGGCGCCUUGUACAGCGGCUUAUGCUUUGAAGGCAGGUAGGCAAGAAUCGUGGCAACCUGGCGAAAGACUUUGCCACGCUGGGAAUGGGUUGCAACAAAGACCACAUCGAGCUCAAUACCGCGCUUUACCCGUCGAGCCGGAUUCUCGUCGCCUCCAAGCGUAGCUGUGACAGUGUAGUGUCCUGCAGGCGGCUCCGUGUCGAGAAAUUCAAAGCGGUUCUUGGUGUUGACGCAGCCAAAGGGCAUGAUGGGGUUGUUCCGGUUGGUCAGCAUGAUAGACAUGAGAGGGUUUAUGAGCCCAGCAAGCAGAAGCGCGCGAUUGCCACCGCCGGGGACAGCGCGGUCAUAACGUUUGCGGUCUUCAUCGCCGACGUCAAUCUCCGAGGUGAUGGUGAGAUGCGGCAGAUCGAAUCCAGAUUCUGUGGAGCGAAGCUUGGGUACCGCGCCUAUCCACCGCAAGGGAUACUUGAAAGCAAUGAGGCAGAUGAUGAAGACGACAUCGGGGCCGGUGAGUCUCGACACUGGGAUGGUGAGGUUUGCGUGGCGGGCCGAGGUUGCUCGAAGGAUGGCGCGGGCGGGCGAUUGGAAGAGGAUGGCUAUCGAUAGGAAGAGAAAAGUUGCAGCCGCGAGCUCCCACGGAAUCUUUUGCAGCGACAUGUUGACAGCCAAUUGGUUGCAGUUGUGG